GAUAUAAUAUGCGCCCUCUAUUGUUAAUAUUUUGUGCAUGAAGUUGUUUUGAAAAUUGAAUUUAGAAAAUAGGAAAUAUGAGUUUAUCAUUGAGAUCAGAUUUUGCGGUGGAAAAGCCAAGAAGACGGAAGCGGAGAGAGUUAACUGAAGAACAAAAACAGGAAAUAAAAGAAGCAUUUGAUCUCUUUGACACAGAUAAAGAUAAAGCCAUUGAUUAUCAUGAACUCAAGGUCGCUAUGAAAGCCCUUGGGUUUGAGGUGAAGAAGGCAGAUGUCAAGAAAGUGAUAAAGGAUUAUGACAGAGAGGGAACAGAAAAAAUUACUUUUGAGGAUUUCAAUGAAGUCAUCACAGAUUGGAUGUUGGAGAGAGAUCCUCGUGAUGAAAUCAUGAAAGCUUUCAAGCUCUUUGAUGAUGAUGACUCUGGUAAAAUCAGCAUCAGGAAUCUGAGACGAGUUGCUAGGGAACUGGGAGAAAACAUGACAGAUGACGAACUCAGAGCUAUGAUUGAUGAAUUUGAUCAUGAUGGUGAUGGAGAAAUCAACCAAGAUGAAUUUCUAGCCAUCAUGACAGGAGACACAUGAUCAUAAUAGAGCCCAUAAACUCUUCCACAAAACUCUAUGAGAUCACUACAAGUAAUCCUGAAAUAGAAAAUGAAUUUGGAUGUGUGUGUGAGGAGGCUGCCUUAUGGUGAAGGACCAAGAUUUGAUGUCAGAUGUAAUUCCAUGGCUUUGAAACCCAAAGAAAGUCCUUCAACUUCAACUCUUCUGCCUGAGGCUGAGCAAUUCUGUAUGAACCUCAGAUCAUGCAACUUCACAAGUCAUUGAUGAACGUUCUUCAUGGUUUCUGCUGUAGCAUCAUACUAAAGACUUUAUAGAAAAAUUUGGAAUAUUAUUCAUAAAUGAAUUGUAAAGUAUUCCUAUAACCAUGUUGUAACGUACAAAUCUUCAUCACCUUGUUUUGAUGGACAAAUUUGUAUGAUGCAGAAAUAUCAGUGACUAGUAGUAUCCUGACAUGUGUGGAUUAUGUACUGAAAAGUAUAUCAUCAUUACCUUGUUUUGGUAGUCAAACUAUCACCACUUUCAAACAUUAUACACCAUGGAUCUAUGGAAAGUACAGGUAAUAAGCCAUCCAUACUGUAUAUGCUCCCUAGCAACAAUUAUUGAUUACAUGCACAGUACUCAUUUUGAUGCUUAAUGUAGAUCUUAGAAAUGAUUGUGCAUGAUUGCCUUGAUCAAAGUACUCCUUGAUUGGUUGUAUGGUAUGUAUGAAUCAUUCGAUCUACUACUAGAUGAUUGCUUUCUCUAUUGAUGCAUGUAAUUGCGAUAUACUGUAGAUCAUUAUAGUAUUUGAGAGCAUUUCCAGGCCAAGUUCACCCCUGCAGGAGUAAACCCAAAGAAGCAUAGUACUGAAAAUUUCAUCACAGUAGGAUGUAUAACAGGAAAGUUAAUUUCAUUUUAAUGUUUUGUUUAUUUUCUCAAAUCUUUGACGUUGGCUUCAUAAUUGGUACAUGUGAGCAAUUUAGGAAAUCAGUGAUUUCACACACUAUGCUUUUCUUUUAUCAUAUGAAAUAUGAAAUGUUGUAAAUUUCUGUUUUCAUGGCAAAUGAAAAAUAAUAGUCAUUAAAUUUAGCAGAGAACUUCCUUCAUGUUUGCAUUUUGGUCAUGACGUAUAUGAUAUUGUUUAAGGAAGAUAAUUGAAACUUAAAAAUGCUAUAACUUUUCUGUAUUUACAACCAAUUAUUUCAUUUUCAGUGCUGUUGAUUGAUUUCUUUUAUUCAAAUCAACUUAUUGUUGAGGUGGACUUGGCCUUUAAAUGACUUUAUUUCAAAUACAUGUAUCGAAAUGUGUUUCAUAAAAGCUGAUUAGAAAAAUGUUGCAUGACUAAAGUAACUUUAUGAACCACUUGAAUAUUUCAUAAAAAUGUAUUUGAGCAAAAAUAUGAUUCCUCCAAAUAUAUUUUAUCAUUAAAUGUGUUAAUCAACAACUACAUAUUUCAUCAUAAUGAAACAUAUGGAGACUCACAGUUGGUUUGCAAGGUUGUGCAUAACUUUAUGAACAGCUUUUAAAAAAAGUAUAGAUAAUGAAACAAUAAAACAGAAGAAUGAACCAUGAGAUCGCCUUGUUACAAUUCUCAGGGAUGGCAUUUUCAAACAAAAAUGAGCAUUCCUACUCUUUGCAUAUAUGUAUUCAGCCAUAGAAAACACUUUUAUGUAAUGAAAGGCCCAUUCUAAAGGUUAUUUUCUCUAUAAUCAAUUCCAAGUGGCAUCCAUGAACUUUUUACAAUUUCAUUGUUACCAUUUUGUGUGUUUAACUGAGGGACAAAGGCUAACAAAACAACUUUUUAUUAUUUGCUUGUGAAAGAACAUAAAGCAUUGCUAUUUAAUAGCUAGAAAACUUGUGAACUGUACAUUUUGUUAAAACAAAUAUUGCCCCUUGGAUCCUGAUUGGAAUAAACCUAUACCAUAUUAUACCAACUAUGUCAUAGUAACACAUUUUCACCUUGAAUAAGUCAGUACCCGCAUUUUGAUGAACAAGUAUUACUUGUGUGUGCCCUAAUAUGUAGAUGAUGCAAAUAACCUAAGGUGAGUCAAAUAAAACGUUUGAAGUACAUUCUGGAAAGUCAUAAUCUAUUGCCUCCUGGAACCUCAUACAAAACAAUUGAGAUCUACAGAAUUAAGUAGGGCUGGUUUCAGAGUUGUCCAUAUUAAUGGCAUAGGUGGGACGGAUGCAGUUACAUUUUAAACUCUUACAGUUAGCACAAUGUAUAGUUUCCCUGAAUUCCCUUUUAACAAUAUUGUGUUUAUGAUCCUGUUUGACUAUUUGUGAGCUACCAGUGCAUGGAAUUAAUAUGUGAUUUGAUCUAGACAAACAUGGUGCAAAAUAUAAAUAAAGAUAUGAUGGACUCAUUUAA
Molecule: messenger RNA, 2910 nt
Organism: Lytechinus pictus (painted urchin)
Lineage: Eukaryota; Metazoa; Echinodermata; Echinoidea; Temnopleuroida; Toxopneustidae
Product: centrin-3
Exons: 5
Coding region: 78-581 (167 amino acids)
Biological process (GO): spindle pole body duplication
Cellular component (GO): microtubule organizing center
Molecular function (GO): microtubule binding; calcium ion binding
Source: RefSeq, a predicted model, not a curated record